Arabidopsis arenosa is the source of this 2326-nucleotide messenger RNA. The record is from the annotation of a GenBank genome assembly. Lineage: Eukaryota; Viridiplantae; Streptophyta; Magnoliopsida; Brassicales; Brassicaceae.
CUUUUUGUUCCUACUAAUUAAGAGAGAAAGAGAUGAACUAUCAGAGUUAUCUUGAACCAGAUUACUCUGAGUUUGUUGAAGUUGAUCCUACCGGAAGAUAUGGAAGAUACAAUGAAGUUCUGGGUAAAGGAGCUUCAAAGACUGUUUACAGAGCAUUUGAUGAAUAUGAAGGCAUAGAAGUAGCAUGGAACCAAGUGAAGCUUUACGAUUUCUUACAAAGCCCUGAGGAUCUUGAGAGGCUUUACUGUGAGAUUCAUCUCCUCAAGACUCUAAAACAUAAGAACAUCAUGAAAUUCUACACCUCUUGGGUCGAUACCGCCAAUAGAAAUAUCAAUUUCGUCACUGAAUUGUUCACUUCUGGCACCUUAAGACAAUAUAGACUCAGGCAUAAGAGAGUGAACAUAAGAGCGAUGAAGCAUUGGUGUAGGCAAAUCUUGAGAGGCUUACAUUAUCUUCAUAGCCAUGAUCCUCCUGUGAUCCACAGGGAUCUCAAAUGUGACAACAUUUUCGUUAACGGGAAUCAAGGAGAAGUCAAGAUUGGAGAUCUUGGCCUCGCUGCCAUUUUAAGAAAAUCCCAUGCUGCUCACUGCGUUGGGACUCCUGAGUUCAUGGCACCUGAAGUUUACGAAGAAGCAUAUAACGAAUUGGUUGAUAUAUACUCGUUCGGUAUGUGCAUUUUGGAAAUGGUUACGUUUGAUUACCCGUACUGUGAGUGCACUCACCCUGCUCAGAUCUACAAGAAAGUUAUGUCGGGCAAGAAACCGGAUGCAUUGUACAAGGUGAAAGACCCCGAGGUUAAAUGUUUCAUUGAGAAAUGCUUGGCCACCGUAUCGCUUAGAGUCUCUGCUCGUGAGUUACUAGAUGACCCUUUUCUCCGAAUAGACGAUGGUGAAUUUGAUUUAAGAUCACUUGAUAUGGAUGAUUCGGUCGGUCCACUCUAUAGGCAGCCGCACCAUCUUCCUGACUACUACAAUUACCCGUCGAAUAGUAGCUCUUUGAAUCGUCAGUACUCAAAUGGCAAUUACCCGUCGAAUAGUAGCUCUUUGAAUCGUCAGUACUCAAAUGGUUAUAAUAGUCAUCACGAGUAUCAGAACGGAUGGGCGUAUAAUCCAGCUGAGACAGAGGAGACUCACGGAAUCGAGCUCUUUGAAUCUCGAAACGAUGAUGAUCAAGAAGAAGAAAAGAAAUCUGGUAAUGUUGACAUAACCAUCAAAGGGAAGAGAAGAGAUGAUGGUGGCUUGUUCUUGCGUCUUAGGAUCGCCGACAAAGAAGGACGUGUCCGAAACAUUUACUUCCCAUUUGACAUCGAGACAGACACUGCAUUGAGCGUUGCAACAGAGAUGGUAGCGGAACUGGACAUGGACGAUCAUGGAGUCACAAAAAUCGCUAACAUGAUUGACGGUGAGAUAUCUUCUCUUGUACCCAGUUGGAGACCGGGACCUGAAUUCGAAGAAUGUCUUGCGGCUGCGGCAGCGGCAAAUGCUGCAAGCAUUUGCAACAACUGCGUAUCAAACCGCACCUCAAUGGGCUCGGUGAUGGAUUUCCUGAGAACCAAUCCUGGGGCAAAUGUGAUACAAUGUUGCAGAAACGGGUGCGGCGAGACUCAUGGCCGGUUUGAAGAGAUCACGAUCAGAGAAACUGAGGUUCGUCUUAGAGAGCUUUGGAAGCUGCAGCAACAGCAAGAAAGCCGCGAACUAAGCUCGAUAGAUUCAGGCAAUAACCAUUCCGAAGAAGAAGAGGAAGAGGAGGUACUAUACGAAAACCCCGAAAACAUGUUUUCUUGCGAGGAAGGUAACGCGAUAAACCAUCUAUCGGGUUCUGAGUCGUUCUCGUUUAUGCCAUCUAAAUACUGCGAUGAGCUAUCCGAGAAAACCGAAAAUCAGGUCCAACAAGAGUUGAGAUGGCUUAAAGCCAAAUGCCAAAUUGAGCUCAGAGAUAUUCAGGAUGAGCAAUUAAAAACCCGGUGGCCGGAAUCCGGAGAAGAGGUGGAAAUUUCUCCGAAAGACGGGUUCUUGGGUUCGGGUUCGGGGUUGGGAAGAGAAGAAGAUACGGUAAAAGAGAUGUUUGGAGGAAGAUUGGUACCAAAGUGUCUGAAAAGGACAACUUCACUGCCUGUUGAUGCCAUUGAUUCUUGAUUACUUUGUGGUUUCUUCAUGUAUACAUAUUUGUUUGCUAUUAUAAGGACUUUUACAGUGUAACAACACACUAGUAUACUUAAGAGAUCCAGUUCAAUUCUUUUGGGGGUUAUUUGUACAAUACUACCUUUCGAUCUACUCGAGAAUCUAGUAUGUGAAACUUCAAAAUGCAAUAAGAGUUUUAAACCCUU